Molecule: messenger RNA, 1590 nt
Organism: Cylindrotheca closterium
Lineage: Eukaryota; Bacillariophyta; Bacillariophyceae; Bacillariales; Bacillariaceae
Source: the annotation of a GenBank genome assembly
AUGACAGUCUCCUUACGUCUGCAAGUAUGCAGUAUUGUUGUAUUUAUAGCCUCCUAUACUUCAUCAUUCCAUCACAAUAGCCUGAAGCCACGCUACCAACUUGGACCCAGCAUCUUUCAACCACCUUUCAACAAGAAUCACCAGUAUGAUGGCAUCCUUCUUAGGUCAUCAACUUUGGAACCUGAAGCAGCUCAGGUAUAUGGGAUAACAGCAAGUGGUGAACCUUGUAAGCGAUGUCAGAAGCUUGGAGAGUUUUGCUGGCAGCACAAAUGGCAAGAAACUGACAAAUCAUCAGAGAACUCAAUGGGUAUUUUCUCCGAUUCCAAAACGACACUUGCUCUGUGCUUGAGUAGUUGUGCCAAGAGAAAAGCAUGCGUCUACGCAAUCAUGGGUCUCUUGACUGUACUGACGACGAUGAGUCUUGCCUUUCGGAACUAUGUACCAAGGUCAAGUGUCACUCAAUCUAUCAAAACGGUCUCCACACAAGUUUUGAAGCAACACAAUGUCACUGCUUCCAUUCUGAGGCUACUGCCGCUGGGUGCUUUUGCAUUCGGGCUCGCCUUUCUUAAGUUUCUGAUGGGACGCAGAGUUGAUACGGUGGAUCUGCUCCGAACUGUCGACAGUACUGUGCAAAAAGUUCGAUACGUCGGGGAUCUACCAUCAUUUCAGACACCGUUGUCGCGAUUUGAACCUGAACCUGUAGCUUCCUCCAGCACUGGAUCGAGACAAGCAAUGAAAGUGCCAACAAGGCAAAAGAUUUUUUAUGGCCGUCCCGCGUCUCAGCUCAUGGCAAGAAACAAUGACGAUAGUGACUCGGAAAGUAUGGACAAGAACAAUGACACUGGAGACUUCACAACAAUGGACGCCAUCAAGGGUGCCAUCCCACUACUAGUUCUUGUAGUACUGGCUUCUAAGUUUGAGACCUUCCUUCAUCUCUCUCAGGUCUUGAAGGCCAACGUUAACCCAACUUACAUAAGAGACACGAUGGUUCCAAUUUUGGACAGACUGAACGGCGCUGGCACAAAAGGACAAGUGAUAUAUACAUUAUCUCUGGUGUUGUGGACCAUGACCGUGGGAGUCACAACGCCAAUAGAAACAGCUGCUGGUAUAGCGUUUGGUACAAAAAAAGGAAUCGUAUGCAAUGCACUCGGAAAGACCGGUGGCGCAGUCCUAAGUUUUGUUCUCGGACGCUAUUUUCUGUACAAAUAUGUCCGAAGCAAACUUAAAGAUAACGAGCUUCUCGGCCUCGUUGAAGAAUCAAUUGAAGAGAACCCACUGGGAGUGUCUUUGAUGAUGAGAUUUGCUCCAUUGCCGGAAUUUGCAAAGAAUUUUGGCCUGUCCAUUCUGAAAGUACCAGCACGGUGGUUUGCAGUCGCCGUCCUACUGCAUGGAGUUCCAUUCACUUGUUUAUGGACAUCCGUUGGUGCCGAGACCGCAUCGGUAAUGAGAGGCGGAGCUCCAAGCGCUACACUCAAAAUACUCAUGACAGGUGUUGCAUGGUUUGGGCUUAUUUCUCCAACAGUGAUUGGACUUUGGAUCAACAGUCUAAGGAAGAAACGUAUUGAAAGAGAAGAGGGAAAUGCGGCUUAA